Messenger RNA from Penicillium vulpinum, 1194 nucleotides. RefSeq lists its product as uncharacterized. The transcript has 4 exons. Gene Ontology annotation, molecular function: O-methyltransferase activity. The record is from RefSeq and is a predicted model, not a curated record. The coding region runs from base 1 to 1194 and encodes 397 amino acids. Lineage: Eukaryota; Fungi; Ascomycota; Eurotiomycetes; Eurotiales; Aspergillaceae.
AUGACGAUCACUUCACCCUUUCAGUGUUUGGUCAGUCGUCUUGGCCAAAUGGCGUUGAAAGAAGCCUCAGAUCCAUCCCCACGAGCCCACUUUGAGCUAUUGCGAAUCAUCGACCAGUUGCGGUCUGCAGUGGAAACGCCGACAGAAACCGUGUUGCGUCUGAUUUACCAGCCUCCUCAGAAUGCCGCGUUGCGUGUUGUCAUUGAUUUGGGCAUCUUCACCAUGCUUGUGGAGAAGCGCCACAGAGGAACAGGACUCUCAGCCGCUCAGCUGGCAGAGUACACGGGCGCGGAGCAGGAUCUAAUUGUCCGAUUGAUGCGCGUUAUGGCUUCUCUUGGGCUGUGCAUCACACCGACCCCCGAGCUCUAUGUCGCCAAUGAGAAGACCGUGGCACUGACUCAGCCGAUUGGGAGAGAUGGGAUCCCGUGCAUUUAUGAUCUGACCUUUCCAACCUUGAGUAAACUCCCAGAGUACUUGCGCUCUCAUGCCUAUGCCAACCCCCAGGAUUAUUCUCAGUCACCUAUGCAAUGGGCCGUUGGACAGAGCCAGUUUGAGUGGCUUUCAAGUCACCCGGAGCAUCAGGAGCUCUUCAACUCGUACAUGGCCAGCCGUCGCGAGGGCAAACCCAUGUGGUACAAUAUAUACCCUGUCGAGCGACUGUUCGGCCAUGCCGUGCCAUACAAAGAUACCGUCUUCCUGGUAGACAUCGGUGGCAACCAGGGACAUGAUCUAGUAAAAUUCCGCCGGGAAUAUGGUCAUCUGCCGGGCAAAAUGGUGCUGCAGGAUUUACCAAGCGUGGUUGAGAAGGUCGACAGCGACGGCGCAGGAAUCGAGGUGAUGGGAUACAAUUUCAUGGAUCCUCAACCCGUCAAAGGUGCCCGUGCCUACUACUUCCGUUCCAUCUUCCAUGAUUGGGAUGAUGAAAUCAGUCGAAAGAUCCUCCAAAAUACAGUGUCAGUGAUGGCGCCAGACUAUUCUCGAAUUCUUAUUGUGGAUUUCGUCCUGCCAGACACCGAUACACCGCUGAUGCAGGCUUCGCUGGAUAUUCAGAUGAUGAGCAUAGGAGCUGGUGUUGAACGGUCGGAACGACAGUGGAGAGAUCUCUUGCAUAGCGCGGGGCUGGAGAUCACGGGAAUUUGGAACCAGAGCCCCGCGAUGGAGUCAGUGAUUGAAGCAGUGCCGAUGUUGAGAUAG